AAACAACUAGUCAACCAUGAAAAAUCGAUAGGAAAAUGGCCGUGAGUUCCGCUGCGCAAUAAGCUCUUUUUCUGAAGUGGAAAACUCAUAUUUUGACCGUGUUACAAGCAAAGAAUAUUGAGGAUACUUCAUUUGCAAGGCUUUAAGGACCUGUUCACCGAAUUUGGGACCUUUAAGAAAGGUCGAGAUGGCGGAAAGUGUCAAAGUAGCGGUGCGAUGUCGACCAUUCAACUCCAGAGAGAAGGCUCGCAAUGCCAAGCUCAUCAUCAACAUGAGUGGGAAUACGACCACCAUCACCAAUCCUGAAGACCCCAAGGAGGAACCAAGAAAGUUCAACUUUGAUUACAGCUAUUGGUCACACGAUGGCUUCAAAGCACCGGCUACCGAUGAUGGCUAUCUGGAACCAUCCAACAGCAAAUACUGUGAUCAGAAACGGGUGUUUGAAGAUCUUGGUAAAGGUGUUUUGGCCAAUGCUUGGCAAGGUUACAACUCUUGUCUCUUUGCCUAUGGACAGACAGGUUCAGGCAAAUCCUACUCCAUGGUAGGAUAUGGAGAAAAUAAAGGUAUUGUGCCCAUCUUCUGUGAUAAGAUCUUCCAAGAGAUAGACCAGAAGAAGACGGAAGGUGCAAAGGCAGAGUAUGAGGUCUCCUACAGCAUGCUGGAGAUCUACAACGAGCAGGUCCGUGAUCUCCUCAAUCCUGCAUCCAACAAGAAGGGCGGAUUGAAGAUCAGAGAGCAUCCCAAGAAGGGAUUCUAUGUUGAGCAACUUCGCCAGACACCUGUGCAGAGCUAUGCCGAGAUCCAAGCCCGUAUGGACGAAGGAGUUCGCAACCGAACUGUCGCUGCGACCCAGAUGAAUGCUACAAGCAGUCGAGCCCACACCAUCAUGAGCAUCAUCUUCACACAGAAGACCAUCAAUGAUGCGGGCCAGGAGAUGGCUAAGACCUCUAUUGCCAAUCUUGUGGAUUUGGCUGGAAGUGAGAGAGCAGAGUCCACAGGAGCUACUGGUGACAGAUUGAAGGAAGGAGCCGCUAUUAACCAAUCUUUAUCAUCGCUUGGUAACGUCAUAUCAGCCCUCGCAGACAAAUCAAAGGGCAAGAAUGUGAAAGUUCCAUUUCGUGAUUCCGCGCUGACGAAGCUGCUGAAGAACGCCCUCGGUGGUAACAGUAAGACAAUUAUGGUUGCUGCCCUCAGUCCUGCGGAUAUCAACUACGAUGAAACACUCUCCACAUUGAGAUACGCUGAUCGUGCCAAGCAAAUCAAGACUGUUGCUGUAGUGAAUGAAGAUCCAACAGAAAAGCUGAUCAGGGAAUUGAAAGAAGAGAAUGCUCGGCUGUUAGAAGCAAUGAAGAAAGGAGGCAUCGUGGCCGUUGCCCCUAGUGAUCAAGAAACGGCCGGAAUGACAGAAGAAGAAAUAGAAGCAGAAAAGGAGCGUUUGAAGAAAGAAAUGGAGGAGGAGAUGGCUGCUCGACUCUCUGAUAAUGAGAAGGAGAUGGAAGAGAUGAAGAAGACAUGGGAAGAGAAACUAAGACAAGCUCAGGCUGCAAAUGUAGGCGAUGAUUCUGAGCGAGCCAAGAAAGAAGCACGUAAGAACACUCCUCAUCUUUUCAAUCUUAACGUGGACCCUGCCCUCUCUGGCAUGAUCGUGCACAUCCUCGCCCCUGGCAAUUACAACGUUGGCAGUGAUAAGGCAGAAAACAAACCUCAGAUUGUACUCAAUGGACUUAGUAUUCAAAAGGAGCAUGCUGUCAUCACAAAUGAAGGAGGUAAAGUCUUCAUCGAGAAGGUCAGUCCGAUGGCCAAACUUCUAGUGAACGGCGACCCCAUUACGUCCAAGCUGGAACUUGAUCAUAAUGAUAGAGUGAUGUUUGGAUCCAAUCAUCUGUAUGUAUUCCAACAUCCUGCAUUGCAGAAGGCUAGUCCUAAAACAUACACUGUGGUGACUUAUGAACAGGCUCAGCAAGAGAUUGCAGAGAAGAAUGGCUUUGACAUGUCCUCAAAGAAAUCAGGAGAGGAUUUACUUCUUCAAGAGGAACUUGUAGAGAUGAUUCCCAUGGUUGAGGAGGCUAAUGCAAUCAGUGAAGAACUCGAUAGGAAGGUCAAGUUUGAGAUUGUUGUCAUGUCACCAAAGGCUAGAGGGUUAUCUCAUGGCCGCACUGAGGUCUGUGUGAAGCUCCGUAACCUGCAGAAUGAGCUGGAGUACAUCUGGUCCAGAGACAAAUUCGUCAGACGCAAGUACCUUAUGCAGGAGAUGUAUCAGAACUUUGCCGAGGGAUCUGACUGGCAACUUCCCGAUGAGAAGGAUCCAUUCACAGAACCAUUGAACACCAAUGUCCAGAUUGGGGUGGUCAAUGUUUAUCUUCAAAGUAUAGCAUACAUGAUCGAGACAAAAGAAUCUCUUGAAAUCAGUGAUUACCGUGGCAAGCAGCAAGGUCUACUGGAUGUAGAGAUCGUACCUUGUGACGUAAAGGGUAAAGAACUCACCGAGGCUGAUGACGUCUUUGUCGACGACCCCAAGGAUCUGAUUGGUCGAUGUGUGAACUUUGUCAUCAAGAUUAAGACGGUGACUGGUGUUCCAAACAGAUUUAAGGACAUAUAUUGCGCCUACAAGAUGUAUCUGGAGAGUGAGGAGAACAAGACGGACUGCAAAGACAGCUCCGGAUCAUCGGACUUUGCCUUCCGCAAGUUCUACAACUUCCAGGUAGCCACAUCCCAGCUUGUGGAUUACCUUCAGAAUGGGAUGUUGACGAUAGCGAUAUGGGGCCGUCAGGAGCCGAAGACAUCGACCAGGGCCAAGAACCUCAACACGGCCCAGAUCAUGAUGUCAGAGACGCUUGCCAAGGGAUCCAGCUCGGCUUCUGUCGCCAAUAUGGAGAAGUCUGGAGAUGGAGAAAGUGCUCUUGAUACCAACAAGGUAGCGCAUCAUUUCCAACUGGCCAUCUACAAAAAGAAGCAAGAACGCAUGGACAUAAAAAUGAAUCAGAUGAAGAAGAUGUUGGAGGUCGCCGAGCGUCACGGCAAGGAGCGCAUCCAGGUCGAGCUGAUCAAACAGUUAAUGAUAGCAUCUAAUAAUCAGAUAGCCGACAAGGUCAUUGCAAGGAUACCUAAAGACCAGGGUGGUGGAUCAAGCAAUAAUGCUGGCCAUCCAGCGCCAAAAGGAGAGACCAACUCAUCUGUUUGCAGUAUCAUGUAAUCACCAUAGAAUGAUAUACACCUCAAUAUAAGAUCAGCGUCAACCAGCUAAAAAGCAACUUUCAAACCAAAGAUAUAAGGAUUACUUUUAAAGCAUUUUUUUUUUAAAUGAAUUGUCAGGUACACGGGAGGAUUGGCUUCCAUAUAGGCACUUGUGAAAGAAAUUAUUGACUGACAUGUGUGUUUAGAGAUACUUCUGUGAGUUGAGAGUUCUAUGGCUAUUAUGUUAUUUCGAGAAAGUGUCUUACAAGCAUGAAAAAAAGGCCAGUGUGAUGAAAUCCUUAAGCACCUGGGGCACGUUUCAUAAAGAGUUGCAAGUGUUGUAACUUUGCCAAUAUGGCAACUACCAUGGCAACCUUGAUUUUGAUUGGCUGCUGAGCCCUGUUGCCAUGGUAUUUGCCACAAUGGCAAAGUUACAACAGCUGUAACUCUUUAUGAAGCGGGCCCCUGGUCUUUUUGAUACGUCUAAAUUUUCUAUUGAAAAGUUAUUAACUUAAAAUGUAUUCAAUCCAUCCCUGAUCAAAUUCAGUUUUUCAUUUCAAAGUUUGGCAUGAAUUCAUUUCGGUUAUGAAGGUCAGCAUUUAUCCUACCAAGACCUGACCAUGUUGACCGAGGCUGUAUUUUGAAUGAGAAGUGCUUAUACAUUAUUUUCACAAAUGACCCAUAUCCCUUCAAAAUCAGCCAAAUGUUUGAGACUGAAUAUUUUCACAGCUUAUAAAUUCCAUGGGCAUUUCUGUAUAAUAUUUGUAUUGAUAGAACCAUUGGUAUGAAUGAAUAGCAAUAAGAAGCUGACCUCACUGACUAAAAAUUUGUGAUUAUAAUCAAUAAUCCUCUUAAAUUUUCUGUAAUAUUGAACUUUUGUGCUUUAUUUUAAGCUCAUAUAGCUACAACUAAUAUGACACUCAUUUAGUUUGCAUGCCUUCUUUAUGCUUAUACUUUGUAAACACACAAAAAUGAUUUAUUUUGAAUACUUGUCAAUCAAGCAGUUGACAGAUGACUUGAAAAUAUAUAUAUGUAUACAUAUAUGUAUGAAUAUAUAUAUAUAUAUAUAUAUAUUAAAAAUUUUCUUGAUUCAUAUGUUUAUUCCUCAAAUUAAGUUAAGCUUGAUGAACUUUGUCUUUCGCAUUUCCUUGUGUCGGUGCAAGAACACCCUUAGCAAAACAUUUUCACCCACUACAUCGGUGCAGAAAUGCCCUUACACAAUUCACUUGUGCAUGCUGCUAAGGGCGUUUUUGCACGCAUUCAUUGAGUGAAAGUGUGGUGUUAAGGGUGUUCUUGCACAGACGUGACAAAUUGUAUCAUUUUAUGUGAGAUAGCCUUGUAUGCAAUCACCUUGAAAAUCAUGUAUAUAUAGAUAUAUUUGUAUAUAUAGAUAUAUAACAAUCGGCAUUAUAUAGUUGUGAAUUUGAUAGUUGCUUUUUUUUUACUUUUCUUUGUGUACUUUCAAACAUUCCCAUAUUUGUGAAAGGAAUGUUUUCAUGUAUGUGUGAUAAUUGUAUAUAUAUGAUUUUACAAAAUUCAAUCAAUAUAUAUUGUACAUGAUGUGCUCUAGUGAAGUAAUUUUUCUCUAGGACCCAUCCGCACAAAAGUAGCUGUCAAUCACAGAGCUUAAAAUCACCAGUCAAGAUCAUUGAUGCAUACACAGUAUGUUCCAAACACUAAACCAAUGAGAACUGUUGAUUUUUGUUCUGUGAUUGGUCACAGACUUUUUUUUGUUAAGGCAACCUGCUUUUGAUUUUCAGUAACAAGCAUUCCUCAAUAGGAAAAAUUGAAUUCUUUUUACCAUUGACAACAUACUCGUCUGGAUGUAACGUGUAAAUUACUUAUGCAUGGAGUAUACUUACACAGUGGGUGAUCAAGUUCAGUGUUGGUGCUGGUGUCAAAGUUGGCAUUAGAAGCACAAUUGUGAUUGUCUUAUCUAGCUCUAACACCACAUCAAGUUGAUGUUAAAUGUUUGAUGUUGGAAGCACUAUUGUCAUUGCCUUCAUUAGUUACAACACCUUUUACCAAGUUCAAUGUUGGUGCUGGUGUUAUCAUUAAUAGCACUAUUGUUAUUGCCUUACCUAGCUCCUAACACCCAAUUGAGUUCAGUUUUGGUGUUGCCAUUUGAAGUGUAAUUGGCAUUUGUGAUUGUCUUCUCAACACAUUAAGUUCAGUGUUGGUGUUAAAAGCACACUUAUAAUUGCCUUCCUCUGCUCAACACCUAAUCUGAAAUGAGCCAAUAUACUUUCUUGAUAGUUCCACACCUAGUGAAACUUGUACCAAGACCAAUUUUAUUAAGUUGGGUUUUGUGCUGAUACAAGCACGAAAAGAUCCAACACCAAACUUGAAGUCACACAGUGCCAGGCAAGAAACACCUUGAACAUUUUCUGUGCAUAUGAUUAUGUGUCUAAUUGUUAUAUGUAGAUUGAUAAUUGUUUAAUUUAUUGAUAAAUGUCACAUCCAGUCUUUCAUGCAUGUGGGUUUUUUAUGCUAUUGUGACAUAUUUAUGUGUGCAUACACAGUAUUACAAUUAAAGAAUGCAAUCAUCUACACCUCAGAGAAUUUGCUACAUAUUUUUUUUAAUCUGUAGCAAAAAAAUCACGGUUACAAUUUGGCAACAAGUUUAUACAAAUUUGUACAUGUAAACAAUGAAAAAGUAACAAGCAAAAUUCUACAAAGUGUACAGGAAAAGCAGAAAUAAUAAAAACACAGCAUUAUUCUUCUAUC
Molecule: messenger RNA, 5901 nt
Organism: Lytechinus variegatus (green sea urchin)
Lineage: Eukaryota; Metazoa; Echinodermata; Echinoidea; Temnopleuroida; Toxopneustidae
Product: kinesin-like protein KIF28P
Exons: 22
Coding region: 188-3193 (1001 amino acids)
Biological process (GO): cytoskeleton-dependent intracellular transport; microtubule-based movement
Cellular component (GO): microtubule; kinesin complex
Molecular function (GO): microtubule binding; ATP hydrolysis activity; microtubule motor activity
Source: RefSeq, a predicted model, not a curated record